Messenger RNA from Linum tenue, 3148 nucleotides. The record is from the annotation of a GenBank genome assembly. NCBI's taxonomy places the organism in Eukaryota, Viridiplantae, Streptophyta, Magnoliopsida, Malpighiales, Linaceae.
AUACACGCCCUUACCUUCUACCGGUCAGCCAGCGACAACACUGCGCUCCCCCUAUCCCCCUUUUUCUUCUCCCUGAAAAGAUCAAUACUUUGAUUAGUUUUCCUCCAAAAUUUGACGAUCCCGUAGAAUUUGUCUCCUUUCCCUCCUCAUCUUCUGUUCAUUCUCGCCACUCCUCUUUGGGACCGUUGCUUGCUCUCUGCUUUCCCUUUUCUCUUGGGGGCUUAAAGUAAGAGGGGAGAUAAAGGGCGAGGAAAGCGAGAGGCAAAAGAGACGAAACAGAGGCCUCGAUUUGUGAAUUGGGGUCAUCAGCCGUUUGAGUUAAUUGAAUUGAACCCUUUUGUUACUUUCUAUCUAAUUCUCCACUGCUUUGAUUCUCGGGACUUCUCGUCGGCCGUAUACCUUUUUUGACUUUCUUUGUAGAAAUACGAAAGGUGGGGCUCUCUUCCACAAGACCCUGUUUCCUACUUUCCUGGGUUUUUUUUCUGCUCCUCCACUUGUCUUCCGCUUUCCUUUUCGACGGGUGUGUGCUGUGAUUAGUUUCUGGAGUUCUUGAGGAUUUUCAUUUCCUUCCCCUGCUUUCUCUCUGUGUGUGAAGGUUUCUGAGGUGAGUUCUUUUGUGGGUUUCCUUCUGAUGGACCUCAGCUGCUUACUUUGGCAAAUUUUGUCGCUUUAGGUCACGAAUUGUCGAGGAAUUGGGGGCGGGUUUUCUGGGAUUUUUUGUUUGUUUGCGAAGUUUCCUGCUUGCCCUGUCCGUUUUCCCUUGGAUUCCGGCCUAUGAGCUGACAAAGUCGGCGACUUCAUUGGAAUCCGGUCACUGUAUGAACCCGCUGACUAGGGGGCUUUGCUUUGCUUCUAGGUUUUUGGGUAACAUGGGUGUCGGAGUUCGCCUUUACUUCUUGACUUUCCAUGGGGGUGUUUGAGGGAAAUUGCGAAAUUUGUGCUCUUUUUCCCCUUGUUCUCGUUUCCCAGUUGUAUGUCCACUGACUGGACUCUUUGAUCUCUGGGUUCAUUCAUAUAUAGUGCAGUUGACUUGAAAUGCUGAGUUUUGGGUUAUGAACUUUUUCGACCUUGAGGGAUUUGGUUGCUUUUGCCUUCUGUUCUUGACGCUUAGGUUAUAAAGAUUUCAGUUUGUCUUCAUUUUAUGUUCAUUUGGUAAGUUUUUGUUCAUAGCUUAAAUUUGUUUCUGCCACUAUUGCAGCACAAAUUAGGGCUUGGAUUAUGCAUAUUAAGCUCGUAUUACUGUAUUAGUUCUUGUUCUUGCGUUGAGCGUCUCACAGUUGAACUGAGUCUGCAAUAAAAUAGAUCGUUUCAUCUGUGGAACUGUUUUAAAUGAUGGGGUCCUAGAAAGUAGAAACUGUUGAAAUGGUAAUGGGAAUUUCAACUCCCUCUUAGUUGUUCUAGCUUCUCUGUAUUUAAAUGGAACUUGCUUUGUGUGCUAUGCCAGGUCUAAACUUCAGCCAGGUUGCUAAUGGAUUCUCCACAAUCUGUUGUUUCACCAUUCAAGAAUGCUGUAACCGCGGAGCCAGAGAAGCAGAAAACAACGGACCAUUCUGUGAGGAGUGCAGUCAACAGCAUAACCAAGGAGGAGGUUCCCAGGAAGGCAACUAAUGGCCAUCUGGAGGACAACUUCAUUGGCAAGCUUGAGGUUUAUGUACAUCAGGCUAGGGACAUUCAUAACAUAUGCAUCUACCACAAACAAGAUGUUUAUGCCAAGAUUUGCCUCACCAGUGAUCCUGAGAACACUGUCUCCACCAACACCAUCAAUGGUGGUGGCAGGAACCCGGUUUUCAAUCAGAAUCUGCAGAUAAAUGUCAAGACGGUCGACUGCUCUCUUAAGUGCGAGGUAUUCAUGAUGAGUCGGGUGAGGAACUAUCUCGAGGAUCAGUUGCUGGGGUUUGCUUUGGUGCCUUUGUCUGAAGUUGUUAUGAAGAAUGGGAAGUUGGAGAAAGAGUUCUCCCUUUCAUCCAAUGAUAUGUUCCAUUCACCUUCUGGAUAUGUUCAACUCUCACUCUCAUAUACUGGAGCUACUCCGGAGGUAAUGGCAAUUCCUGCUGCUGAUGGGGUGAUGAGGGACUCCGAGGUUCAGGAAUCACUCGAAUGUGAGCUUGACAAGCUUGAAUUCCCAGAUCCAAAUAUUGCAAAUGAAAACCAGAUGAUGGUUUCUGAGUAUUAUGGGACACCACGUACUGAUCUGGAUGAGUCUGAAACCUCUGAGAGCUUGGUCACUUGUGAUGCUGCUGACAACCAUACCAGUAAUGGUACAUGCGUUGCUAAUGUAGUGGAAAGUUACUCUGCUGCGACAGUGGGUUCUGCCCUAGCUACUAAUAAGCUCGAUUCUCCUCCAAGCAGCGUGUCAGCAACAAAUGGAGACGUCUCAUCUCCUUCAAAUGGUGUGAACUCGGACAACUCCAAGACUCAGUCCGAAGAACACAACUCGGUUAGCAAAGAGGACAAGGGCAUAGAUGCUGCAAACGGGGAAACUGAUUCCUCAGCUGGAACUCCAAGAGAGGAAGUUACCAAGCCCGUUGUUACUCUGAACAUGGAGCCAGAGCAGGGUGUUGUGCAGCAAGACAUAGUUGACAUGUAUAUGAAGAGCAUGCAACAAUUCACCGAGUCAUUGGCAAAGAUGAAGCUUCCACUGGACAUCGAUAGCAGCGGACCAGCGAGUUCAGGAAGUUCAAACUCCGAGCAGCAGAAAACACCCUCAUCAACUAAAGCAGGUUCCCGAGUGUUUUAUGGGAGCAGGGCUUUCUUCUGAGCCCUCCCUUAGUCACUGCUAGUUUCACAGUUCGGGAGGAGAGAACACACAGGUGACAACAGUUUGACUUCCCUUCUAUCCAUGGAGAGACUAAGUAUCUAAUGCUGAUGAACUGUAAUAAUUUUAUGAUGUAGUAGUGUGUGUUGUUUUUCUCCCUUUACCUUGGAUUCAUGGUGAGACUUGAGAUGUUUAGAGAUGACGGGGAAAUCAUGACUUGUAUGCUGGUUUGGUUCUCAGCUUUGUUUCUAUUCCUGCUGUGUUUCCAGUUUGUAUACAUGCAAAAUUUCCCUUUCCAAACUGUCGUUUUUCUUCUUCUUCUUCUUCUUUCUGUUCUUUACUUCUAUUUGUCUGUUCUGCCCAUUUUCAAACCUUUGAAUUAUGGUGAAAUCA